CUUGGCCUGUCUGGCAGAGAAGAAUUUCGUGUCCAGCUAAUUGGGACCCGAAAUACUACGAAUUCGGACAUCAAUGGACGAAAGACGAUCGACGGGCAGGUCUAAAAGGCAGGCAAAAGCCCCUGAUGAAGGGUUCUGGGACUGUAGUGUGUGUACUUACAGAAACCCACCAGAAGCUUUUAAGUGUGAGAUGUGUGAUGUUCGCAAAGGUACAUCAACAAGAAAACCACGGAUCAACUCUCAGAUGGUAGCACAGCAAGUGGCUCAGCAGUUUGCUCCUCCGGGGCCUCCAAAGAAGGAGAAGCUGAUGAAGAAGGACAAGAACAGUGCAGGGUCAACAAAACGCAGCAGCAGAUCCCCAAGGUUAAAGAAUGUGGAUCGCAGCACAGCCUCCCAGAUGGCCGUGACGGUGGGAAAUGUUACUGUGGUCAUAACAGACUACCAGCCAAAAGAUAGGCGUACCUCUAGUGAAACUGCCAGUAAUGAUUUAUCAGACAGUAGUGACAGUGCUUCCUACACCAUGAACAAUGAUCAUGAAGAAGACAAUAAUAAUGAUCAUCAUGAUAAUGCAGAGCAGGACUCUGAAACAGACACCAACAGCUGAGCUUGAAACACUCUAUGGUUGAAAAAGUGCAAUAAAUGUGGUUUAAACGAUGGGCUUUGGGGGAAAGGUAUUUGCUUUCUAAAGCAACCUUGGAAGUGCGCAUCUUGCUCUACUGAUGUGCCGUCACCUUGUCUUAAACUUACUGUUGGAUUGAGUUACCCAGAGACAUGUUGAUCUUACUUUGAUCGCUCAUUCAUCAACUGUACUUGAAGUUAGUUAUGAGAUGUUAAGAGAAUGUGAAAGCCUCUAAAAAAUAUUUGAUGUUCGCAAAUGCUUUCAUGUAUUCAUAUGGAGAAUGAGGUUUUAGUGGGCAGCAAGAUUGUUUUUGUUACAGUAUAUUUGUGUUUCGUGCGAAAUACCUGGUUUAGUGUUUCUGUGAUGUUUUUGAAGCUGAACCUUUGCUGCUACAUCUAUGGUGCUGACAAACUACAGAAGGAUUUGUUGUUGAUGAUUUUUGAUCAUCAACAUAAUCAACAGGCAGGUGAAAGUUUUCACUCAGUCAAUAAAGAACCCCACCUAUUCAGGAGCUCAGCUCAGUCACUGCCAUACACAUCAGGGUUGUAUCGUACUAUAGACGAUUCGUAAAUGGAUGAUGUCACAGGAACCUGCUUGAGAACAGGUCGAGGAAUAAGAUGACCAUGUGUUACUGUAAUGUUUCCUGGAAGCCUUAAUUACAUGCGUUGUUGUAUGUGAGCUUCAUCAGUUCUGUUGAACAAAAUGAAGACAUGCUGGUCAUUUGUAUGCGGUGGACACAAGGACUGUCCAAGACAUUUAUUCUGGAGACUGAUGUGAGAAAUACAGUGUUGGUGUGACACUGUGUAAGUGAAUGAAUGUGUUUUUUUGAUGUUUUUUUUUUCUUGUGAAUGUUGACAGGAGUUUCA
This is a messenger RNA of Liolophura sinensis, 1485 nucleotides long. Its product is annotated as RING1 and YY1-binding protein A-like. The record is from RefSeq and is a predicted model, not a curated record. Lineage: Eukaryota; Metazoa; Mollusca; Polyplacophora; Chitonida; Chitonidae. Gene Ontology annotation, biological process: positive regulation of DNA-templated transcription. Gene Ontology annotation, molecular function: transcription coregulator activity; DNA binding. Gene Ontology annotation, cellular component: nucleus.